Lichtheimia ornata is the source of this 906-nucleotide messenger RNA. RefSeq lists its product as uncharacterized. Lineage: Eukaryota; Fungi; Mucoromycota; Mucoromycetes; Mucorales; Lichtheimiaceae. The transcript has a single exon. Gene Ontology annotation, molecular function: nucleic acid binding. Bases 1 to 906 code for a protein of 301 amino acids. Gene Ontology annotation, biological process: DNA integration. The record is from RefSeq and is a predicted model, not a curated record.
AUGCCAGGUGCCCAUUGGGCCUCAGACCUUGCAAAUUAUGAGAUGUCUCAAUCAGGAAAUCGAAACCUCUUGGUCCUUGUGGAUAUGUGUACACGAUUCUGUAUACUACGCCCCAUACCUAAUAAAGAGGCCGAAACGAUUGUCAAGACAUUAGUACAGGUGUUCUGUGACUUUGGGUUACCACGUGCAAUACAAUCAGAUAAUGGCAAGGAAUUUGUCAAUAACGUGAUGAAGCGUUUUGCUAGAGCAUCAGGAUUUGAACACCGUUUGGUCGUACCAUAUCACCCCAAAGCUAAUGGUUCUGCGGAAAGAUGCGUCCAAAAAGCUACGCUGUCUAUCAAAAAAAUGCUUGAAGGCGCCACAUUUGAGUGGGAUCAUUACGUGCCAGCAGUACAACUCGCAUUGAAUGCAAACGUUACGGCACGUCACAAAACGCCUCCAUUCACACUCAUGUUUGCAAGAAAGAUAAACGAUUUCAAAGAUUACCGCAACGACGCAGAAGCAAAACCUAUGUCAGAGGAGAUGCUAAAGAAGCGCGUUGAUGAGAUGAGAAACAUCGUGUUUCCAGCAAUACAUGAAAGGACAAAGACAGUGACUAAGCAACAAGAGUUGCAAUUCAAUAACACGCAAAAAAUAAUGGAAUAUGAGAUCGGUGAUUUCGUAAUCGCUCGGGAACCAGAGUUGACUGGCAAGUUUAACCCGACCUAUAAGGGUCCGUAUAAGAUCAUAAAUAAGACUCAAGCACCCUCCUAUGUCUUACAAGAUUAUGAAGGAAGAGUGUUGCCACGCAACUAUCCACCAGAGCAAUUGAAGCUCGUACGAGUCAUGCAAGAGAUCCCAGCUGAUGAAAUUUAUGAACUCGAAAACAUCGUUGAUCAUAAGAGAAUUUCAGCGAUCCCACCAUAA